CUCCGAUUAAUGCAAUAGUAAAGGACGGACUAAUGGUUUUGAGAGUUCGUUUACGAUGUGCAUGCUGUAAUAAACCGUGUUGGAUGGAGUACGGUUUUAGUAUCCAUUUAGAGCGCAAAGCGAAUACAACCUAGUGAGGAUGACAUCACCAGCGACAUCGACUAACCAUUCCAUCGAAAAGCGUCCAGCAAGUUACGAUCAGUACGAGUUUACCUUGUCCGAUCUGUAUCGCAACAUUGCUAAAGAGGAACUUCGGGAGGAUGAUGAGAUUCGGGAGCAGUCGUUAGUGCAAAUGCGUGAAUGGAUUGCCAAACAUCCGUACAUUCGCAAGUGUCGUACGGAUGCAUCGUUUCUGUUGCGUUUUCUGCGCUUUAGAAAGUACUCAGUGCCGAUGGCUUGUGAAGCAUUGGAGCGAUACCUUGCGAUGCGUGAAACGUUUCCCACAUGGUUCAAAAAGUUAGACUGUAAUGAGCCUGUGAUGCGAGAGUUGCUCGAAAGUGGUGUGUUUGCAAAGCUUGGCCAAGAUUCGGAAGGCCGUAUGGUGAUAAUGUUCCGCGUGAGUCUUCUAAAUGUGGACAAGUUUGGACCGUUAGAGCAAGGUCGUUUGGUGGCACUACUGAUCGAAACAUUGCUCGAAUGGGAAGAGCUACAGAUCGGUGGAUUUCGUGUGAUGGUCGAUUUUACCGAUACUGUUAUGAAGCAUUACGGUUUGUGGGGCGUUACGGAUAUGAAGAUCUUCAUGGAUGCGAUCAACCGAUCGUAUCCAAUACGGUUUCGCGAGAUAAAUGGUGCGAAAUUUCCUAAAUUUGCCGUUUCCAUCCUGAAUCUGCUGCUUACGUUCGCAAGCCCCAAGUUGAAGGAGAGAAUUAUUUGUCACAAUACGGUAUUGGAGAUGAAGGGAAAAUUCGUACCUUCAUUACUGCCAAAAUCAUACGGUGGAGAUCUCGAUACAGACGAUUUGGGACGUAAAUUUAUCAAACAUCUAGAAGAUCGUCGAAAUGUAAUACUAGCGCUGGAUGACAUGGAAAUCGAUGUAGCACACUACUCUUCGCUCUGGCAUCAGUCUAAUUUGGUGGAAAACGAAGUCGAAAGUGGUGUGGCUGGUAGUUUUCGUAAGCUUAAUGUAGACUAAAUAAUUUGAAUAUGAUAAUAAAUAUAAUUAAAAAUUCUUCUGUAAAUAAGGUAAA
Anopheles funestus (African malaria mosquito) is the source of this 1187-nucleotide messenger RNA. RefSeq names its product clavesin-2-like. The record is from RefSeq and is a predicted model, not a curated record. Bases 140 to 1132 code for a protein of 330 amino acids. Gene Ontology annotation, molecular function: phosphatidylinositol bisphosphate binding. NCBI's taxonomy places the organism in Eukaryota, Metazoa, Arthropoda, Insecta, Diptera, Culicidae. Gene Ontology annotation, cellular component: membrane. The transcript has 2 exons.